AUGGACCAAGCUUGGAUCGUAGCUAUGGAUGCCAAUACGAAUCAAAUGGCUGGUACUUGCGCCACUCUGAUGAACGAAAUCAAAGGUUGCUGCCGGGCUCAUGCUGGUCACAAUUCCAGUAGGUUUCCAAUCGACGGUAUUUGGUCCUCGCUGGAUCUUCGCCCGACUGCUGCCUUUUCGUGGCAGCCAGGGGACGGAGAUCACUCUUUAGCUGAAGUCCAUUGGGAAGUCCAAACGCAAAAGCCUGGACGCCAACAGUUCAGGUUUGCUCACACCAGGAAAAUGGCUGAACAGAAUUUUCCUUCUCAGCAGGAAGCUUGGGCUCUCAGCUGUACAUCAGACGAGAGAUGGACAGAGGUGCUCAGCAAUGUGGACCAGGCUUGGCUAGUUUGGUGUCAAGAUAUAGAAACGUGGCUGACCCGCAAUGGUAUUUUAGACCAAGGUCGACCUGAACGGCCACUGGGCUCAGCGCCCAGGGUUCAAACCAGCACUCAUGCUAUGGGCCCUUUGCAGCCCCUUGCUGAGCGGAAGCUCCGUCGCUGGAUUCGGCGUUUGCAAGAAGCUCGGAAGUUCAGUCACCUCGGGUACCAACUCAACCCGGGUUUGCAGAAAAAACUUGAAUCCACCAGGGAUGUGCCUGCUCCUGAAAAGCAGGCGGUCCGUCAAGCAGCUUUCGGUCUGGCAGAACGUUUAGCUCACGGCAGGUUCGCCCAGAUCCUUCAGACAUGUGAAAACAUUGGCCGUUGGCCCACGCAGGUGCGCCCCACUGCCUACCGCAUUUGGGCAGCCAUCAGACUUCAGCACUGCAAAUCUUUUGUGGAGGGUCUUCUGUGUCAAGAUCAGGCUGGGUGCAAUGGGUUAGCAGCGCAGGAUUUGUUACUCACCAUGGAAAACAAGUACCAAGCUCAGGAUUGGCCAUAUGCCAUGGCAUUAGACCUGCAGAAAGCUUUCGAUACCACCGACUGGACCGUGACUGAGGAGGAACAGAAACGUUCUGAUAAAGUGGCACAGGUCGCUCGUCGAAUAGCGCUCCUGCCCACAGCUAAGGCUUUCAGGAACUCGGUUGCAGUCAGCGUCUUGGCGCCCACUGCCUCCUGGGGAGCUCUUUUCAAUGGUCGGUGUCCGACAAAACAGGAAUGCCAGGCCUAUGCUCAGACCUGGCGAUGUGCAGUUCAAGGUUUUGAUCAUCCAGGGGGCCACGACUCUCGUGACCUCACAGCUGUAAUGGCUAUGGGCCACUGUUCUGACCUUUUGUUUCUAAGUACCCAACGGUUUAUGACGGCUCUUCAUAAGUGGGCGCUUCGUCCAAAUCAGAUCGCCAUCAAUUCAGCUCCUAUCAAAGCGUUGCAGGCUGCUGUCCAACGCCUGCAAGGUUCUUGGACUCCCGAGGAACUCAUUGACAAACUUAGGUCCUUUGCACGUUCUGCAAGUGGUGAUCAGGUGGCUGUGCUCUGUGGGGGCAUUACCACUGAUGCUCAUAUUGAGGGCCUCCGAGAAUUUUGUCCGGACUGCCCGGAUGAAAAGAUUGCGCCUUGGCAGGGCCCCCUGUGUGGGGGGCACCGUCCUGUAAGGACCCCUGCGCGCAGCUGUGCUGCGCUCCUUUUCUGGCCGCUACACCGCCUCCGGGUGCCAGUGUGCGGCUUCAGCUUCAACAACACAACAAUGGGAUGGCAUUUUCUAGAUUGUGAUGGAGAUGGUGACAUGGACCUGGUGCGGUCCCGCAAGCACGGGUCCGCAGAUUAUUAUUUGCGACUUCAAGCCUGUGAGCACAAGGAGGAUGGGUCCUUGCACUGCGACGAUGACUUUCGAUGCUUGGGAACCGAUUUUAGCCUUUGGAACCCCAGUGCAUUUGCUGGUUUUGGCAUGGCUGUGGCAAUAGGUGUUGGGUCAGAAGAUGGACGGCUCAAAAUCUUGGCAGCUCAUCAAUCUCAGAGACACCCUGUGCUUUGGACGGCCGGAUUUUGCAAGCCUAGCGACUCAUGCAACCAGAAAGGCACUUGCAUAGCCAGGCAGGUCAACUGUGAAUGCAACCCAGGCUAUGAAUCCAAGGAUUGCUCUCGUUGCGAGCCACAGUACUACACAGCUUCGCUGGAUGGAAGGCACAUGCGUAGCUGCGAGGAAUGUCCUGGGGAGGUCGGAGGCCAAGUUUGCUACGGUCGAGGACGUUGCUUUGAUGAUGAUGUGGCAGCGAAAGCUGUGACAGAGGACCCGCAUCAGAUACUUUUGUCCUGUGAGGCUGACUUCUAUGGUGUAGAUGAGGAUGGCAGGACUACCUGCGUGGAUGGAUUCUGCCCCGCUGGAACUGAAGAGAGGGACGGAGGAUGCUAUCCUUGUGAUGAAGGUUCUUCUUCUCUUGCAGGGCUCCCCUGCACGAAAUGUCCACUUGGAACAUAUUCAGAGGCGGGCAACAGCAGCUGCCUGGAAUGCCCUCCAGGAACUAUUUCCGAUUCUGAAGGGGCUUCAGCGUGUGAUGCAUGUCUUGCAGGAAAAUACGAAGUCAAACGUCAAUCGUGCGCUGACUGCACCGUUGGAACAUUUUCAUUUGCUGGAGACGGUUCAUGUACCAAAUGCUCAGCUGGCACAGUGGCGCCAAAGCAAGGUGGCAGCACAUGUGCUCUUUGCCCACGAGGCAAAUAUUCUCAGGAGGGAAGUGCGAGAUGCGACCCAUGUCCUCGAGGCACGGUUUCUGAAUCAGGCAGUGGAAAUUGCAGCGCAUGUGAUGCAGGUCGUUUUUCCCAAGAUUUGUUAACUUGUGAGCCUUGCCCUGGGGGAACAUUUGCUCCUCGGGGUAGUCCCAAAUGCCAGCAGUGCAGUCAAGGGAAGUAUUCUGGCAUCGGAAGCGAGAGUUGCCGGGAUUGCCCUCCAGGAACCAUAUCCAAUUCUCAAGGGGCUUCAGAGUGUGUUAGAUGUCCCCCAGGAAGGGGAGAAUUCAAUCGGCAGGCUUGCAUUGACUGCCCCGUUGGAACAAUUUCAUUCGGUGGAAACGGUUCAUGUACUAAAUGCUCAGCUGGCACAGUGGCGCCAAAGCAAGGUGGCAGCACAUGCGAUCGUUGUCCAGAAGGCACAUAUUCUGAGGAGGCUGCUGCAAAGUGUACCCCUUGUGAUCCAGGCACUGUUGCAAGUGCAGCCAGCGGAAACUGCAGUGAGUGUACUGCAGGCCGUUUCUCCAAGGACCUGACAACUUGCGAGCAAUGCCCUGCGGGCAAAUAUGCUUCGCUCCGCAGUUUCCAAUGUACCGGGUGUCCCUCGAAUCACGUGGCCAAGCCUGGCAGCGGUAAAUGUGAAAGCUGUGAAAGCAGAAUCAUCCGAUCAACGCCUGAUGCAACCAAGCAGAGCUGCCAGCCCGAAAGCAUGGAUUUGAUUCUUGCAGUGAUCUCCGCAAUUGCAUCUUCAUGUUUCUGCUUCUUGUGCUUGCUUGGAUUCCAUGGUCGAAUUGCCCUUGCUGACAUAUCUGCUCAGGGCGAAAAGAAUGUGAUCACCACCGUCAAUUCGCAUUUCCUGAUGAAAUCUUGGUGCCCACAGGUCACGUUUGCUGGCACUGGAGUUCCCCACUUAGACGGCACCUCUUCGAAAGUGAAGGCCUUAAGUUCAUUCCAAUUGACUUUGCAUGGCAAAAGUGAGAAGCCAUUGGACACCUCCAUGGGGCAUGUCACUGUGAAGUUCCCACGUGCUUAUCUUCAGAUCGGUCUAUGGCGGUGUCCUCUCCUUGGUUGGUGCUUGCUCUUUGGCGCAGCGGCUGCCGCCGCUAUGAUCCAACUCGAGUGGUCCCUGAUAUUGCUGGUUGCUGGUCUGGGCAUUUUGGUUGGGGGUUUGGCCUUCGUUUGGAGACAGAGGCAGGGCCGUUUUGGAAGCCCUUUGUCGAAGCGUCAUCGGCAAUUCCUCCGAGAGUGCCAUUUGCCGCCCAAGCGUUGUGAGCGAGGACCUGAUCGUUCCAUGACUGCUGGACAAUUACAUGAUUUCGUGCAGUGGCCCGGCAGCGUGUUAAGGAUACUUCCGAGCAUUUUCGAGCGGUGGGUGUGGCUUUGGGUAGCAUCGUAG
This is a messenger RNA of Cladocopium goreaui, 4038 nucleotides long. Lineage: Eukaryota; Dinophyceae; Suessiales; Symbiodiniaceae. The record is from the annotation of a GenBank genome assembly.